CGGGACAAAAGUUGCAACUUGGACUGUUGCUCGGUGACAGUUUUGCGCGCUUCCUUUUGUAUAUGGGUGUGUGUGUAUACAUGAAUGUGUUUAAAGCUCAAACACCUUUGUCAAACGGAAUAUAAUUUAGCUGCAGAGUGAUGCAGUCAUGUCCACUAACGGUACCGACACCGUUUUAGCCAGGCUAUCGUUCACAUUCUGUAUUUAUUGAGGUAUGAAGAGCAGAAAACACAGGGCGGUCAAAGCUGCAAGCAGCAAAAGGAAAGUCCCCAGUGAUGUGUCCCCCUCCACAAGCCUCCCUCCUCUGGUGGAGGGUCAGCUGAGAUGCUUCCUACGUGUAACGAUAAGCCGGGUGUUAUGGACUGUCCACAAACCUCCAUCUGGAACAUUCACCAGGCUGCGCUGGUGGGGGGAGUCAUCUGACGGGACACACUUCUUUCCAAGAGAUGGAUUGCAACUCUCACAGAAGGCUAUUAAGACCACAGCUCGCUUCCCCAUCCGCUGCGGGCCAAAGCAGUUCACCUCAUAUCUUACAGAUAUGGGCUGUUUGGUGCUGGAAGUUUUGACGAAACCAGAUCAUUUGCCGAUUGCACGGGCUCAGGUUGCUGGGAUCUCCUGUCUCUCUCUGUCACACCCAAUUAGUGGAUUUUACACCCUUGUAUCUCCAACAUCUGAAAAGCUGGGAGAGCUACAGGUGUCCCUCAAUUUGGAGCCUCUGACUGAAGCUUAUGACAGUAGCAGCUCAGGUCCCACCACAGAUAUCGCUGUUGAAAGACCAAAAGUCGUCACACCGACUGUGCUCUCGCAGCCCAGAUCUCUCUCCGAUGGCAGUGGGAAAGAAUCAGUUGGGAGCAGCAGCAAAAACACACCAAGAGGGAAAGACCACUUGUAUUUCCAAAAUGCCCAGAGAGACGACACUGAAAAGUCACUUGAGAAUCAGACACUGAUAACAAACAGAUCUCAGAACAGUAAAACGGCUGUGAUUCCUUCAAAUCAAGAGCCUCAUGGACAAACAAAUAAUGAUAUCCUGUCAGUUCUUCUUGAGCGUGGAAACAAGCUUAGAAAUGCUAUGGUGGUAUCAGCUUUGAAAUGUGACAUGGACUCUGGCCCAGCUCUGAAAGAUAUGCCUCUCCUUAUCCCAAAGGACAAUAGCCCACAACUUUCCAAACCCAGUCCUUCUCCCUCCGGGAUGUUUCUUCAAAAUAUUCUUCAUGCUGAUUCAAGUCUUAAGCACUCUGAUCCUGUUGCUGUAGUCUCAGACAGCGGCUUAGACUGUCCUGCUGACAUGGACACUAGAGCUGUGGAUCUGCUUCUUGGCAGCUUAACCAUGUCUCCUCUGCCUCUCUGGGAUGGAGAAGGCUCCUCUCCUGAAUCUCUCUCUGGCCACAGCAGUGUGAGUGGGGAUAGUGAGUUGAAUGAUCCACAGUACGAUCAGAGCCUACUGGAAAAUUUGUUCUACAAAACUCCUAUGUCAGAUACCAGACCUGAUGAUACUGAAGGUCAAGGAGCAGUGUCGCCAAGAAAAACUCAGCAAAAACAUCUGACACAGUCUGGGCCCAAGAUUAAUGGAAGUCCAACUUCAGAGCAUCAGGGGUCCACAGAUGCUGGUGGUAAUCUUCCUGGCCUGAGCACGGAGCAGCUUACUUUACUUGGUUUAAUCCGAAUGGCGAGAGUGUCCAUCGAUUCCCUGACUGUACCUACAGGCAGCAUGAACACCACACCCAGAAAGGCCUCUAGUAAAGGAAAACCUCCUCGACCACAAAUUGGCAAAAAAUGCACAUAUUUUGUUGAGUAUGUGUUCCCAGUGCGACAUGGUUAUAGUAAGGCUGGAGAUGGGGAUGUGACCAGAGCUGUUUGCAGUAAAGUCACUGGAGGAGUGCUGAAGUUCCAUCACCAGUCUGUUUUUCCAAUCCACUUCAAUACUGCAACAGUUAAACAAUGGUGGGGAAUUGACCUGAUUUUUAAGAUUUACUCACGAAAGAGCAAUCAAAAGAAGUCUGUUCCUGUCGGUAAGGCAGUUCACGCUCUGCGGUGUCUGCUGCAGAGCAAACAGCUGAGUCAGUCUGUUGUUUUACCUGUACAGAGCUUGGAAGGAAACAGUGACACAGAGGGAAUUGGACCUCUCAGGGUGUCACUUGAACUAAUAGCUGAAAGCAAAGACUGUGAAAGAAGCAAAAGCAAGCUGGAUUUGAGAGACAGACUGCAUUCACAAAGUACACCCAGUCCACAGCGAGAGACCAGCUCCAGAUCUCACCAUGUUGAUACUGGCAGGCAGGAGUUACCAGCUCAUUCUUUAGAAUACUCCAGACUGAACAUUUGGAGUCCUCAGAAACCCUUGAAAGAGCCCUCUCCUCAUCCCACCCUCCACACAUCUAUUCAUAAAUCAAUGCCGCAGGUUGAUGAGGACCCUGAAAUCCUGCUACAAACAAUACUCAUGGUGCCAGAUGGAAAGAAUUUCAGCUGUGGGCCCCUGCAGUCUCCAAAUGUGUACUUGAACUGUAAACUCUUUUGGUGUGAUGAGACAGCGAGAUCUGUUGUCAGCUGGGGUCAGCCAAACCCUACAUUCAACUUUGUUCAGGUGACUCCUGUGGCCUUAACAACUAAGUUGUUGGAGCGGAUGAAGAAUAAUGUGAUGGUAAUCGAGGUGUGGCAGAAAAUGGGAAGUUCAAGGCAAGAUCAACUCCUGGGCCUUGUUAAAUUACCUCUUCACCAGUUCUACAUGUCAUUUAGGGAUCCAAAGAUCGCCCGCCUUCUUCUCCAGGCGCAGUACCCUGUUUUAGGGGUUGACGGGUACAUGCCAGUCACUGAUGUUUUCUCAGGAAGUUGUAAAGGAAACCUCAGGGUUGUUUUGGCUAUGGGCCGAUCAGAGCAGAUAGUUUCCCUUCAGAGCACGAGGGAUAAUGAAUAUGAUCCUUCAUCUCAUCUCCUGAGGCCAGUUCAUCUGCUUGAUCACCAGCCACAUUCACACACAAAGGUGGUUGCAGCACAUGAGGAAGCUAUGAGAGAGCACCUGUUUGUGAUCAGAGUGGAGAAGGUCAAUGGGCUGACACCUUUGCAGUCCACAGUGUGGGGUGAGGCUGACUGUUACAUCCAGUACAGCUUCCCCUGUCAGGAGAGUGACCCUGCUGCGAAAGUGGACCAGAACCUCAUAGAGUAUAGUGUGAACCUGAAGCUGUUUCGUACCACUACCACCCUCUGUGUGCCUGACCCUGUGUUUGGCCACACUGAGACUCAUGUGCUUCUGGCUCCUGAAGGGGUGCCUGUCCAGAGGCUGCUCCUCAGCUCUCUUUCAAGUCAAGGCCUGAGCAGUGGAGGGGGUGUCCAGUUUGAAGUGUGGUGCAGAUAUUAUUAUCCAAAUGUCAGAGAUCAACUUGUGGCCAAAGGACUGCUUCCACUGUCCAAGCUGUGCGCCAUGGUCACCAUGCAGAGACAACAUCCUAAUGAGGCCCAAAUGUUCUCUCUACCCCUGAUUCCCAGGACAGACAGUCCCACAGGACAUCCGCCUCAGCCCUCAGGCCUGCUAGAUGUGUGUGUUCGGUACAAGCACAGGCCUGUGAGACCAGAAGGACAGAGCAGCAGAGGAGUUGCCUCUCGUAUUGUGACACUCAUUGUUCAAGUGCACAGAGCAUCAGGUUUGCAGGCAGCAGCAAGGUUGUUAUCAGAACAAGAUGAAAGGUUUAGCUACUUUGCCAGUGUUGGAGUGAACACUUACGUCACAGUCCAGCUCUCCUUCUUGCCCAAGAAUGAGAAGAGAUGCACUCGCAUAGUAGCCAUGACCUUCUGCCCUGAGUUCAACCACCACAUGGAAGUGUCAUGUGACCUGCUGGUUCAGAGGAGCAGUGGCGAGACCUGCAGCCUGGCCGAGCAGCUGCAAGACGCUUUUGCUGUCUUUACUGUGUGGAACAGCGAUAAUCGCAAAGCAGUGGAUAUUUCCAGGCCUAAAGAUGUGAUGUUGGGCACAGUAAAAAUACCACUAGCUGAUCUCAUCCAUAAAAGAACAGGAAUAUCUGGCUGGUUUGGAGUGUAUAUACCUCAGGAAACAAGUUCUGCUCAGCACCAGCACAUCUUGGUCGGGGGCCUCGAGAUCUCUGUCAACUUUGCCCACCACUCAGACAGAGAAAGGGUUAUUAAAGCUGCUCAGGGUUUGGGCUGGGAACUGGCCCAGAGUGACCUGGUCAUGCAGGAUGACGAAGAAGCCUGGGAAGAAAGCACUAGAAAACUUUAUCUAACUUUUUCAAUGCCUAGAGUAUGGAUACCUGUCCACUGUUUGCUUCUGCCUGGCCACAGUGAGCUUCGGCGCUCCACCUACUGCUACAUCCGGUACAAGUUCUUUGACCAAGAUGCCUUCUGCUCUCACUUGAAACACCCCUGUGAAGAAGAAGGUGUAGAGAAAGGUCAGGCCACGGUGAGUUUUGAAGGGAGUAGAACCGUGGAGCUAAGGAGCACUCAGCCCUUAAUGUGGUAUCUACGGGAGGAGCAGCUGGAGGUGCAGGUGUGGGUUGCAUUUGCAAAGCACAAAACCAGAAGACCCAGUGACACAGAUCGACUGGUGGGCUCAGCCUUUGUUGACCUCUACUCUCUUGCAAAGACACCCAAGCAGAAGCUGACUCUCAGUGGAGUGUAUCCUCUGUUCAGACGCUCUGCAGCAGAUCUACAAGGGGCAGCUCUCAGGGUGCAUGUCACCCUGACAGCAAGUUCUGACUCCAGGGAAGCAUGUAGUGUACUUGACACCCAAAUGGACUCUGACAGCCAGGGGGAGCUCUUAUCAGAAGAGGAGGAAACAGCAGCUUGUUUGCCUUUGCCCACUACACCCAAACAAUCACAUACACAAAGCAGACAUGUGAAUACAUUCUCCAGAACCGCUCAAGACAUCACAUCUGUGCAGCACACUGAAAUGACCAUGGAUGAAUCUUUCCCCGUGACAGUUGCAGUGGAACGGGCUAUGCAUUUGAAUCUGAAAGGUUGUCCUCUGGCAGAGCGAAGUGAGGGGUCACAACCAGUUUCCACAGCUGUCAUAGCCAAUACUGACUGCCCAGUGUGGGACCAUCACCAUGAGUGCAGGCUUUCAAAGGAGCUGCUGGUUGAUCCACAACAAUCUCUCGUGUUCAAAGUCUGGCACAAAGGAGAAGUAGAGAGGGUGCUUGGAUUUUCCUCUGUAGACCUGUCCCCUUUACUCUGUGGGUUCCCUUCAAUAUGUGGUUGGUACAACAUCACAGACUUCAGUGGUCAGUGUCACGGCCAGCUCAAAGUAUCCAUCACUCCGCUAAAAGGGGUCCAAGACCUUCGAGGACAGAGAAAAACUGUGAAUGAAGAAGUUGUCAAAAGCUCAUCGGCCCUUUCACUUAGCUACCAUACCACAGCCACCUACAGCAGCUUCCCCUCUCACAUCAGUCGCUACCCUGAGCAGAAGAUCUUGUCACCUGACCAAACUGACAGGCUGUUCUCUGAAAGGUCCAAUGAGAGUGACCGCCAUUUUGAGCACAUGGACAAAAUCCGUCUUUACCACCAGAGUCUGCAGGAACAAACAGCCACCCAGUCUGCCUGUUGCAGCUGUGCUGGUGACAUCAAUCCCUCCAGCUCAUUCCUAUUCUCAGCACUCAGGAGGAAACUAAGCGAGCUCGACAACAUCCAGAGAUACUUCAGUCGUAAACUCUUCACUCCCAUGUUCCCACCUAUGACAGAGCAGGAUUGUCACACCAACCACGAGGAGCAGAAGCCGUCAGAAAUGGACACAAGUCACCUUCUUCUCAAAUCCAGCCAGUUAGUAGGAGGAGUCAACAGUAUCAUUAGUGGCCUACGAGAACACCAAUUGGAAACAAUUACGUCUGACCCCCAGAGCAGAUCAACAACACCUUCUGCUGAAGACUACAACCCUCAAACUAUCCCUCAGAGUAUCACCAUUCCAGGCAGAGCUUCAGAUUUUUCCAAAAAUGAUUUGUCUCCUCUGCCCUCUCCGCUUCCAAAGAUGUCAGACAGCCAUAGAGAGUAUGAGCCUGAGUCUGAAAAGGACAAACAAAACUACAAGGUUACUGUGUCUGAGGAUGAAAAUGAAGGAGAAAAUGAAGAUGGGUCAGGUUGCAGACAGGAUGAGGAAGAUGAUGAUGAUGAAGAGGAAGAUGCUGAUUAUGAGGAGGUUGUAGUGAAGCCGCGGCAUCUGAAUGAGGUGACUUCUUUAACAGACCAAACUAGUCCUUGGACCAGUGUCCUGUCAGACCCUGACCUGGUUUCUUUGGAGAGCCUGGAGGCGUCAGAAGAGCAGGACUUCAGCCAAGACGAAGACGAGCAGAGGCAGGUGGUAAAUCUGGAAACUGGUGACUCUAGUGGGAAACACAAAUGUGCUAGACAAGAGGAAAGGGAGAGUUUUAUCGGAUCACCAGGAGAUGCUUCACACACAGAAAGUGAUGAUGAAAGGACACUGCAAGCUUUAGAUGAGAGACAAGCAAAGGAAUCCAGCAGCUCCAACAAGGGGUCAAGCGACGCAGGUCCAUCUCCCACCAUGCAGUGUGUUACAGACACCCAUGAUGCUUCUUGUUCUCAGGACAACCAAAAUUCACAGUUCCAACCAUUAAGCUCAGUUCCUGUGGAGGUCCCCAAUUUCUUCCUUCCCUCUCAGCAACUGGAGGCAUCUAUGAGAGCCAUACGUUUAGCUCCUUCUUUCUCCAAGUUAUUCAAUGAUCAGGUGCAGAGCUCUCAAACUCAGAGCUUUCCUCAUUGCAGAGGUGUUCGACAACGUCCCAACAUGUCACCAUCAUCUAUGAAGAGAGAGACUGACAGAAUAGCCAAAAUAUUUGCAGCUCACUUUGAUGACAGUCAUUAGUAUGUAGUGGUUUUGUUUAAGUAUUUAUGAUCAUAUUUUUACUGCCCAGUGGUUUCAAACAAUGAAAGGAUCAUGUAAAUUUAAUGUAACAUUUUCUAUAUUUAUAAAUAAAUUUUUACUAUUUU
Monopterus albus (swamp eel) is the source of this 6942-nucleotide messenger RNA. It is a transcript of the gene c2cd3, whose product is annotated as C2 domain containing 3 centriole elongation regulator. NCBI's taxonomy places the organism in Eukaryota, Metazoa, Chordata, Actinopteri, Synbranchiformes, Synbranchidae. The record is from RefSeq and is a predicted model, not a curated record. Gene Ontology annotation, biological process: protein localization to centrosome; centriole elongation; cilium assembly. Gene Ontology annotation, cellular component: microtubule organizing center; centriolar satellite; centriole.